This is a messenger RNA of Trichechus manatus latirostris (Florida manatee), 2151 nucleotides long. It is a transcript of the gene SLC7A2, whose product is annotated as solute carrier family 7 member 2. Gene Ontology annotation, cellular component: plasma membrane. Bases 1 to 2151 code for a protein of 716 amino acids. NCBI's taxonomy places the organism in Eukaryota, Metazoa, Chordata, Mammalia, Sirenia, Trichechidae. Gene Ontology annotation, molecular function: L-lysine transmembrane transporter activity; L-arginine transmembrane transporter activity; L-ornithine transmembrane transporter activity. The transcript has 13 exons. Gene Ontology annotation, biological process: L-ornithine transmembrane transport; L-arginine import across plasma membrane. The record is from RefSeq and is a predicted model, not a curated record.
AUGAUUCCCUGCAGAGCAGCCCUGUCCUUUGCCCGAUGUCUGAUCCGGAGAAAAAUUGUCACUCAGGACAGUCUAGAAGAUUCCAAAUUAUGCCGCUGCUUAUCCACCAUGGACCUCAUUGCCCUGGGGGUUGGAAGCACUCUUGGUGCUGGGGUUUACGUCCUUGCUGGGGACGUUGCCAAAUCAGAUUCUGGCCCAAGUAUCGUCAUUUCCUUCCUCAUUGCUGCCCUAGCUUCCGUGAUGGCAGGCCUGUGCUAUGCUGAAUUCGGGGCCCGAGUUCCCAAGACUGGGUCUGCGUAUUUAUACACGUACGUGACUGUGGGAGAGCUGUGGGCCUUCGUCACUGGCUGGAAUCUCAUUUUAUCUUAUGUGAUAGGUACAUCGAGUGUUGCAAGAGCAUGGAGUGGCACCUUUGAUGAACUGCUUAACAAACAGAUUGGCCAGUUUUUCAGAACGUACUUCAAAAUGAAUUAUUCCGGCCUUGCAGAGUACCCAGACUUUUUUGCUGUGUGUCUUGUAUUACUUCUGGCAGCUCUUUUAUCUUUUGGAGUGAAAGAGUCUGCUUGGGUGAAUAAAGUCUUCACAGCAAUUAAUAUGCUGGUCCUUCUUUUUGUUAUGGUGGCUGGGUUUGUGAAAGGAAAUGUGGCAAACUGGAAGAUUAGUGAAGAAUUUCUCAGAAAUAUAUCAGCAAGUGCCAGAAAGCUACCUUCUGAAAAUGGAACCUAUGUCUAUGGAGCUGGAGGCUUUAUGCCUUUCGGCAUUACAGGAACUUUGGCUGGCGCUGCAACCUGCUUUUAUGCCUUUGUGGGAUUUGAUUGCAUUGCAACAACUGGUGAAGAAGUCCGGAAUCCCCAGAAAGCUAUCCCUAUUGGAAUUGUGACUUCUUUACUUGUUUGCUUUAUGGCCUACUUUGGCGUCUCUGCAGCUUUAACGCUUAUGAUGCCAUACUACCUCCUCGAUGAAAAAAGUCCCCUGCCUGUAGCAUUUGAAUAUGUCGGAUGGGGUCCUGCUAAAUACGUCGUUGCGGCUGGCUCCCUGUGUGCCCUGUCAACCAGUCUUCUUGGAUCCAUUUUCCCAAUGCCUCGUGUCAUCUAUGCUAUGGCGGAGGAUGGGUUGCUUUUCAAAUGUCUAGCUCAAAUCAAUUCCAAAACGAAGACACCAGUAAUUGCUACUUUAUCAUCAGGCGCGGUGGCAGCUGUGAUGGCGUUUCUGUUUGACCUGAAGGCGCUCGUGGACAUGAUGUCCAUUGGCACUCUUCUGGCCUACUCUCUGGUUGCAGCGUGCGUCCUCAUCCUCAGCAUUGCCACCACUGUCACCAUUUGGAGGCAGCCCCAGAAUCAGCAAAAGGUCUCCUUUAUGGUACCGUUCUUACCGUUUUUACCAGCGUUCAGCAUCCUUGUGAACAUUUACUUGAUGGUCCAGUUGAGUGCAGAGACUUGGGUCAGAUUUAGCAUUUGGAUGGCACUUGGCUUCCUGAUUUACUUUGCCUAUGGCAUUAGACACAGCCUGGAGCGUGGUCCGAGGGAAGAAGAUGAUGAAGAUGCUUAUUCAGAUAACGUUAAUGCAGCAACAGCAGAAAAAUCUGCCGUGCAAGCAAAUGACCAUCACCGAAGGAACCUGUGUUUACCUUUCUCAUUCCAUGAAAAGACAACUGCGGCGUCCCAGGCGCCCGCCCUGAUCUCUGGCUCCCGCUUGGAGGCGACGCCCCUCGCCCGCGCCUUCAGCCCGCGCCCUGCCUGCGCGCCACAGCCCGCGCCCUGCCUCCGCGGCACAGCCAGCACCUCUCCGCCCCCGCCCAUUCUCCUAAAGAUGAAGCUUUGGCUGCUGCUGGGUCUUCUGUUGGUGCCCGAAGCACUGGAGAGUGCCCCGUCGUCUUCCCUCGGACUUUCCGAGGCUCGGCCCUGGCGCCACUCCCUGCCCCUUGCACCUGCCCCCUCCCGGUUCCCCGCCAAGACUGCUCCAGCCUUCCAGAAAGCCCCCGGCGGGCAAGCCAAGCAUCCCCAGCCAGGGCCUGGUCCAGCCCCCAGUGUCAACGUGUCGGUCUGGGUGGUGGCGCGGGAGCGCGCGGCUGAUCGCUUCCCCCUCCGCGCCGAGCUCGCCCAGGGACCUCUGCUUCAGAGGCCGGGCCCCACUAAGCAAGACAACGGCUGA